Saccostrea cuccullata (small rock oyster) is the source of this 4001-nucleotide messenger RNA. RefSeq lists its product as uncharacterized. Lineage: Eukaryota; Metazoa; Mollusca; Bivalvia; Ostreida; Ostreidae. The transcript has 2 exons. Gene Ontology annotation, biological process: G protein-coupled receptor signaling pathway; cell surface receptor signaling pathway. Gene Ontology annotation, molecular function: G protein-coupled receptor activity. The record is from RefSeq and is a predicted model, not a curated record. Gene Ontology annotation, cellular component: membrane. The coding region runs from base 6 to 4001 and encodes 1331 amino acids.
AAAAAAUGAUGACAUAUUGGAACCGGCAAACCUCACUAGCUGUUAUACUCUGUAUUACAAUGACUUCCUCUGGAAAGGUGUGGAACCAGGACACAACCCUGUCUGAUUUCAACAUCACUCAUUUAAUGCUUUACAGCAUACUCUAUUGUGGAACUGCAAUAGUUUGCGACAAAUCUUUUCUAAAGAUUUUCGACAUACCAAACCAAAGCAAUUUCAACGCAUCAAGAUGCGGACCUUGCUCAUGUGACGAAAAAUGUUUAUCUCCUUAUUCCUUUGAGCAAUGCUGUCCAGAUGUUUUCUUUAGACAUGGACUUCGAGAAUGUAGGGAUGUAAAGGUUUUAUUGAAUGAAACAAAUUUGAAAGAAGUAGUUGCUUCAUGUCCUGUAGGAACCAACCGUAACUUAUCGACAGAAUGUACAAAGGAACGAUCCAAAGUCGAAAUGCUUCUUUAUCCGCCAUUGACAAGUGGCACCAAGAACAUUUCAUACAUUAAUAAGUACUGUGCUUCUUGUAACAAUGCAUCUUUAUUAGAAGAAUGGAAUGUGAACAUUGAAUGCGAAAAGAACACAGAUUUCAAUUUUCUUUCAUCGUAUCAAGAAAUAAUAGAUUUGGCAAUUAAGCAGUCAUGUAGAAUAGUGUAUAUAUCCCCAAAUUCUGCUCGACAUUGUUCAAAGAAUUAUGAUCAAAUAAUAGCAUCAUGUAAUGUCACCGGAUCUUGGCUAUUUCAUGACAAACAAAUCGAGCGAGCGUGUCUAAGCUCUUAUGAUACUUAUACUGGUAUCUUUAAAAACAUUUUCUGUGCCAUUUGCAAUCCACCUAAAAUGGAAGAGCAUAUAGUGAUAAAACAAUGUGAAAAUACAAGCAGCUUAUACAAUAAAGCAUGCUCUUUUCAACCUUUAUUAGAAGCAUCGUUUCCGUACAAGAAUUACUUUUGCUUUGUUUGUAACCAUGGUGAUAACAACACAGAUUAUUAUGCUGAUGUUGAUUUGAUGUCAGUCUAUGAGAGCUAUGAUGAAGGAAGAAUGUAUCCGUUUCAAUCCACAAUAUCGUUUAAUUACAGUCUUACUCAUUUGAAGAAAUACAUCGAUGAGAUUGUAAGAAAAUCUACUGUAGAAAAUACAACAACUAUGAAAGACACCUUCUACAAAAAAGACCAUCUGUUAAAGUGCCCCACACAAUCCGACUAUAUAUUUCCUCCUAUUGGAGCCCCAGGAGGUUUUCCUCCUAUUGGCCCCCCAGGAGGUCGCUUUGAUUUACAACCAACAUCUGCUAUAACUCCUUUUUCAUUCAAGAGAGCAUUAUCUCCAAUGGAUAGUAACCUUUCCAUAAACAUUACAAAUAUUUUUCUGACAAGCUUUGCAUUUUCAGGACAUGGUGCCUGCAAACCAGGAUUAUUGCCGAACUACACCACUUCACUACAAAAACCCUGUUCAUGUGACGUAGGAUGCCGAGGAGACUGUUGUGAUGAUUUCGCUUUCUCACAGCCUUGGACUUGUAUUGGUGAUAAAUUUUACAGGGAUGAAAGUGCUCAAGACAAAGAUUACUUGGCGAUUGGUGGAUGUAUUGAGAAUCAAAGUCUAAAACAUUUUUGCAAUGGUGGCAAUGCAUCACAAUUUUAUCAGGCUUUUCCUGUGACAAAAAGAUACAAAGAAUCCUAUGUAAAUUUGUUUUGCUAUUUAUGCAACACGAAAGCUCAAGACGGAAUACACAUUGUUGAAAACGUGACAAAGGAUUUAUAUGUUUGGCCUUUGAAGGUUGAUUGUAUUACAUAUAUAAACCACAGAAACUUUCAAUCAUUACAAACACUCAUUGACCAUUUCAAGAGGAGUUCCUGUGUGUUGAGGUUUUCACCGCCCGCUGAUGCUGCUAAAUGCAGUGAUAACUGUCAUCAGGGACAGUAUAGCAGCAUUCAAACCUGUAACGUGUCAGGAACGUGGACAACAUUUAACCAAGAUAUCAAAACCGCUUGUGAAUUGACAGAAAUUUUUAGAUUUCCUAUGAUUGAAGUACAAGGUAGUUAUUAUAAGAAUAAAUUUUGUAGCAUUUGUAACCCUUUUCCUGAACCAUCCAUUGCUGAUAUUUGCAGAGAUUUUCCCGAAAAUUCCGUCGAAUCAAGAGCUUGUCGAGAGUUACCUGAUAUCAAAGUUUGCUAUCCUUAUAAGAAUGCUUUCUGCGAAAUGUGCAAUAAUAAUGGAGAUAUUAUAGAGUGCUACGAAGAAGUAUUAGUCUUACCGUAUUUUCCUGGGCCAACUCCAGUACCCCCUCCUACGCCCCCUGGAGAAAUUGGAACAUAUAGGUCUACAUUUACACUAACAGCUUACGACUCCCCACACACUAUCCAAGAAAAAUACAUAUCGUGUGAGCAGAAUCAGGUCUUGGAUGAGUUUCAGCGUGUAUGCAAGAACUUGACAUGCUUUCCUGGCAAGAUCUUGAUAAAUGAUACGUGUAUCUCAUUGCUGGCUCUAACAUCUCAGCUGCGUUACACUCUAGCUUUGAACAUAGAAUUUUAUACAUUUGACAGGAUUAAUGCAACAGUGAAAGGAUUGAUGGAAUAUAUGAAAGAUCAAAUUACAGACAAUGUGGAUAAUUUAUUCAAUACUGAAGUCCUUAUUGAGGAUAUUAUACUAAUGAGUUUAACCAGCUGCAAAAAUGAAAUUGCUGAUCUGAAAGAAGUGUUUGUGUACCUGAAAGUUUUCCUCCUUGAUAGAGUUCAUCGCGAUAUGUUAGAGAAGACUUUAAUAAACUUAACUGAAUCUCCUGCUGAAUGGAGUUUUAUCAACAAUUUAUUCCCGUCCUGGAAUACAUCUGUAUUGGACAUCAGAGUUUCCAGAAGUCACCAGUCCUUGUUUUUGCCGUCAUUUUUAUGGAAACUUGACAAAGCGGUCAAUUGCUUUGUUCUUUCAGAUGAACUGAAGCAUGGGCCAGCAUUAUACAGAAAUGUGUUGGUAAGCCCACUGUUGACAUGUCCACAAAUUAUUCUGAGAAAUAAAGAAUUUGGAGUUGAUUGGAAAAACAUCAGAACUGAAUAUACUUUUUCAGAAUUUUCUCUUUCCUCUCACCAGUUUGUGUCUUCAGAGGGUGGUGGAAUAAGGUUGUGCGCCAAGGAGAUACCAAAAUACGUCAAUGCAUUGAGGACAAUGAUGGUGAAAAAUGAUAAUCUGGCCCUAGCAAAUGUUACUCUUGUAUGCAUUAUCAUAUCUUUGCUCUCCUUGGUAAUAACAUUUAUAACAUACUGUAUGUUUGCAAUUCUUCGAACUCUCCCAGGUAUUAACAAUAUGUGUUUAGUUGUAUCUCUAUUCAUGGCGCAAUUACUAAUGAUAGUAAGACCAUCUAUUAGUUCUACAGGAUUAGCAGUAAUAUCUGCCUUGUCGCAUUUUUCCUGGCUUUCCACGUUUUUGUGGCUCCAGGUUUGUUCUUUCCACAUGUAUCGCGUCUUUGGUGCAAAAAGCCGAUCAGAUUUCUACGGUAAUCAAAACAGAAAAAUCUUUAUUCAAUACUUCCUUUACGCUUUUGGUAGUUCUUUACUUAUUGUCUUGUUCAAUAUUUUUGUGACGUUAAUUGUCACAAAAGGUGAAUAUACAGGAUAUGACAAAGCGUCAACGUUAAUGAAGUACAAACUAGCAUUUAUUAUAACGCUUAUAAUUCCUCUGUGCUUUGUGUGUGUGACAAAUGUUAUAUUUUAUAUUUUAACCGCCUAUAAAAUACAAUCAACUCCUAGUAUAGAAAAAACGACUGGAAAUAGGGUCCAUUUUGCCGUGUACGUUAAGCUGUUUUCCCUGACCGGUCUGUCGUGGAUUUUACAGAUAAUAGAUUCAUUUGUGGCUAUCUCCGUCUUAUCCUAUUUUGUCGCUAUUCUUAAUGGCUUACAAGGCUUGUUCAUUUUUCUGAGCUAUGUUUGCAAUCAGAGAGUAUGGAAUUUGUAUAAGAAAAAACUUCGCAGUUUGCCCGUUCAAAGCCAGAGGUCCACUCUCACGUCUAAAACAGAUACAACAUCAAUAUAA